AUGGCCACGAUCCACUCCCGGCAUGGCUUGAACACAGCACGGCGGAAGUUGCGGAAGCUGAGCUUCCAAGAAUUCCUGGAGGUGGUUUUGCGCUUGAGGGGUGGCAACAGCGCCACCGUGACAGACAUCGUGGACCUGCGAGAAUAUGUUCGACAGCGCUUUGACCGUAUGGACCUGCGGGUCCAGCAUGCGGCCUCGGUCGGAGGUAGCCCGUCUCCCAACGGCAGAUUGAGAACCAUGAAGUCAAUGCCUGCACGCGGUACUAGGCAUGUGCAAGUGGAAACUCCGGCCAUACACGAGGAGCCAAAAAUGCCUGCCGAGCUGCCACGUCUCCUGGGUGAGGAUCCUGAGACUCCCAAGACGCCCAAGCGUGUGUCGCUGGGCGGGGAAGAGACGCUGGAGGGCGGCAAGUCGCCACGCUCCGAGUCUGAGUCGCCGGUGAAGCUCGGGCAGUUGCCCAAGGUGGGACCUCAUGGGGCUUCCUUCACGUCAGAUGGGAUUGUCACGGAUUGCUAA
Durusdinium trenchii is the source of this 516-nucleotide messenger RNA. Lineage: Eukaryota; Dinophyceae; Suessiales; Symbiodiniaceae. The record is from the annotation of a GenBank genome assembly.